AUUUCAGGCUCAGAGACAGAAGGCCGGAAACGCCGGCGACGAUCGGCUGCUGUUGCAGCUAGCUGCAGGCGGGUCCGCUUCCAUCUCCAGCCGGGCGGAACGCGGAGCUCGCCACUGUCACUGCGGGCUGAAACGCCAUGGCCAAGUGGGGACAUGGGGAUCCGCGCUGGAUCGUGGAGGAGAGGGCUGAUGGGACCAACGUGAACAACUGGCACUGGACAGAGCGGGACGCAACCAACUGGUCAAAGGGGAAGCUGCGGGAGCUCCUGGUGGGGGUCGUGGUGGAGAAUGAGGUUGGCAGCUGUGAGAUCGGUGACCUGAAGCAGGUGGAAGGGGAGGCCUCCUGCAGCAGCCGCAAGGGAAAGCUGAUUUUCUUCUAUGAAUGGAACAUCAAACUGAGCUGGAAAGAUGCACUAGAGCUGGAUGCUGAGAAGAUAGAAGAGCUGGAGAUUGUGGGAACACAACAUAUGUUUGGUAUAAUCAAGGAAUCUGGUGCAAAGCAUAGAGGAUCAGUUGAAAUACCUCACCUCUCUGAAGAAAAUGAAGUGGAUGAUACAGAGAUAAAUGUGAGUAAAAAGAAAGGAGACGGAGAUUCACUGAAAGAGCUUAUGAAAACUGCAGGGGUGGCCAAGGUCAGAGAAGCCCUUGAAAAUUACCUGAAAGCCCUGAAGACAGAAUUUACAACAGGAAUGAUUUUACCAACAAAAAUUGCACCUACUCGAGAACUGACUGCAAAAAGGAAAUUGAGUGAACAUACUUUUCAGGAUUCAAUGUCUCCAAUGGCUCUGGAAGCAGUAGGUGUGAGGAUUCCCACAGUGACAAUAUAUAUGAGGGAAAUGUUUGACGCAGCAGUAGAAGAGCUAUAUAGCAUCUUCACCACUAAGGAUUUGGUGCAAAAGUUUUCUAAAUCUUCUGCUGUGAUAAAAGCUGAAAAAGGAGGCAAAUUCCAGAUGUUUGAUGGGAAUGUUACUGGUGAAUACCUAGAACUGUUAUCCAAUCAAAGGAUUGUUAUGAAGUGGCGAUGUAAGAGCUGGCCAGAGGAACACUAUGCAACUGUUGCUCUGAAUUUUGUGCCUGUGGUAAGACAAACAGAGUUAAAGCUAACCUGCAAAGGAGUUCCAGUUUGUAAAGAAGAAAGCAUGAGACAGUGCUGGGAGAAGCAGCAUUUUGAAGAAAUAAAGAGGUUUACUGUAGCUUUUGGCAACCCUGAACAGUUGGAUUAGCUAGAAGACAUUUUAUAAUGGUAUUAUACUUUUUUUAUAAGUGGGGAAAAAAGUUCAUUCUUCACUAAACUUCCUUUUUUUCCCCCUUUUUUAAAAAAAAUACAAAACCCUUAAUUUAUUUUGUGCUAGCAUAAUUUUAAGUGUUAUUUAUGAGUCUUCACUGUGAACAAGAUUAUGGAUCUAGAGCUAAAAGCUGUGAGCAAUUUAAAAUAAAACAGUCAUCUUUGUCUAAUUACCUUAGCUGUUAAAACUCUGGGACUGAACUGGUAGUUUUGAACACUGGGUUAGUAGUCCAAGUUUCCUAAUCUAAAGCUUAGGCCAUCAGCUCAAGCCUAUAAGAUAGUAUAAAUCAAAGUUUUUGUUUUUUUUUCCCCCAGGGAGUUUGGGGUAAUAAUUCUAUGUAGUAAAGGGCAUGUUUCAACCAAAGCAAGACUAACCUGGGUAAGGCACUUGUUCUUCUAAAUUCUCUGGGCCCCUCAGCAGAGAAAAGAACAUGUAAUUCUGGGUGGCAAUGGGGACACCUGGUCUACAGGUAAGGGGAAAUAAUUGCACUUAUUUAGCAGCCUUGAAAGGAUCUGAGAAUGAAAAGCCUUGCUUUUUAAAUCGAAUUUUCUACCUUUAAUACAAUUAAAUGAAACAUAAUAGAUUCCCUCCCUUCCCUCCCUAGUUCCCCUGACCCAAUUUAUUUACCUGAAAAAUCUGAAGACUGAAGCAACUUAAGUAAACAAAUGAAAAGUCAUCACAAUCAGUUUAAUGAAGUGCACAGAAUAGCAUCGGUCAUGUCAAUAAAAAUAAAACAAUUAUUUUUACAUCAAGUGUGCUUUAUUUCCUCCACAGGUAUUCUGUUAAAUAAAGCACCAUAUAUAUACUGCCAGGCCACAGCUAAAGAGGAUUCUUUACAGAAUCAAAUUUCUUGUGGUUGUUUCGUAUACAAGUAAACUUAAUUUUGAU
This is a messenger RNA of Phascolarctos cinereus (koala), 2174 nucleotides long. RefSeq names its product Putative activator of 90 kDa heat shock protein ATPase homolog 2 (gene AHSA2). The record is from RefSeq and is a predicted model, not a curated record. NCBI's taxonomy places the organism in Eukaryota, Metazoa, Chordata, Mammalia, Diprotodontia, Phascolarctidae. Gene Ontology annotation, biological process: protein folding; positive regulation of ATP-dependent activity. Gene Ontology annotation, cellular component: cytosol. Gene Ontology annotation, molecular function: protein-folding chaperone binding; ATPase activator activity.